Molecule: messenger RNA, 648 nt
Organism: Branchiostoma belcheri (Belcher's lancelet)
Lineage: Eukaryota; Metazoa; Chordata; Leptocardii; Amphioxiformes; Branchiostomatidae
Product: cysteine-rich motor neuron 1 protein-like
Exons: 6
Coding region: 16-648 (210 amino acids)
Biological process (GO): regulation of cell growth; regulation of signal transduction
Cellular component (GO): extracellular region
Molecular function (GO): insulin-like growth factor binding
Source: RefSeq, a predicted model, not a curated record
UGUUGCACUUGAACCAUGGGGAAGACACAAGUCAUACUUGUUGUCCUAUUGGGGAUGGUAAAAGGGCUUGCAGCUCUGUCGUGUUUACAAUGUGGUACGUUCACCUGCCCUCCCCUGCCGAGCUGUCAGGGUGACGUCACCAAGGAUGCGUGUGGCUGCUGUGACGUGUGCGCUAAAAUUCCAGGUGAAAGCUGCGGUGGUCAAUGGAACAUUAGUGGUACAUGCUCCAGCGGACUGACUUGUGUCGUAGACCCAAAUGAACCUUUGGGCAACCAGGCUACUGGAACGUGUGCAUGUCCUCCAGACAGUAGUUGGAACAGCUGUGGGACGGCGUGUCCGAAAACAUGUGAGGGCCGUCCGUUCGCCUGCGCCGCGGUGUGUGUCCCCCGAUGCGAAUGUUAUCCCUGGUACGUGCUGGACAACGGCAACUGCAUACCAGAGAGCUUAUGCAGCAGCAAUGGUUGUAACUAUGAAGGCCAGCAUUAUAACGAUGGGGAUGAGUGGGCCGUACGGAACUCUCCAGGGUUAGUUUGCCGGUGUGACGGAACGCAGGUGGUCUGCUAUGUUAUUGACUGCGCUCCUGGCUACAGUCAUGUCAUCGGGAGGAACGGACUAACGGUGCCCAACGGGAUACACAGGCCGAGGUAA